GCAGAUGUCCUUGGCGGGUAAUAUGAGUGACUUAAAGCCCAAGCUUGCCUUCUCAUUUCUGCAGCGAAAAAAGCAACUAGUUUAUAAUCCUAAAGUUACAUCUUUGGAUGCAAAUAAUGGCGAAGUUACUAUUGAAGAUAAAAAGGAAUUCAUCACAUCAAUUGAAGACAAAAUAAUGCAUGUAUAUGUGUGUUGUUAAUUUAUCACUUUAGCUGUUCAACUGCAAAAAAAGAAGAGCAACUUGUCAUACCAUUAAAGCGUAGUAAAAGCAGCUUCCAGGAGCGGAUGAAAAAGAAUUUCUUGCCAGCUGAGUCCUUAGACCCUCUUACGCUUCAGGCGUUGCAAGAAAUUAAAGAAGAGAGCCAAGCAUUUUCAAGUGAUUCACACAAUGUUCAUGUAAAUUAUGAUCUUAAAAUAAUUGCCAAUAGUUCUGAAACCACCGAGGAAACUGAGAAUGCAAACUAUGAUGCUAUCCCUAUUGAAAAGUUUGGUGUGGCUCUCUUGGCUGGAAUGGGUUUUGACCCGAAAUCUCUCGAUAGCUCUAAGAGAGAGGUUUUACUACCUCAGCGACCAAAGGGACUCGGGCUAGGCGCAGACCCAACUGCAGUUCAAGAUGCUAAACAAGAAUUACUGAAAUCUAAAAUAGAAAAACUAACAUGGGACCCCGGAGCGCGUUGUCAGAUCGUAUUAGGAAAAAACAAGGGUCUUUAUGGCACGUUAGAAGGACUAGAUGGAGACACUGGUCGUGUGAUUAUUAGAUUAAAAGUUUCGAAAGAAGCAGUCACUGUACUUCAACAUACUGUCCGUUUGGUUCCUAUCAAAGAAUAUACUGCGUACUCAAAUUGUAUAAACCAAAAUCAAGUUGAUGAAUAUAAAGCACGCGAAGCAGAACAGUUAUUACUGAAAUCUAAUCAUAAUUCCGACUCUGACCCGCCGGGAUCAAAAUCGACUAGAUAUGAACAAUCGACACUUAGUGACUCUAAUGGUAAAACAUCGAAUAUCUCUAAAGAGGAUAAACCACUAAAAUGUGAACCAAAUAGACCAUCUGGUAGUAUAUCGUGGUUAAGACCGAAAUUAAUUGUUCGAUGCUUUGAUCGAAAUUAUUGUGGUGGAAAAUAUAAUAAAGAAAAGUUAAUUAUUAUUUCUAUUGACGGUAGUCGGUGCAGCUGUAAAACAAAAUCUGGUCAGAUAAUCGAAGGUCUUCCUAUAAAGUAUUUACAAACAAUUAUACCGCAUGAAACGAAUUCAGUUUUAAUGAUUGUAAACGGAGAAAGAAGUGGUCAGGUACGUAGUGUUUUUCAUAUUCUUUUUCAUCACUUAUCUUUCAUAAUUUAGCGUAGAAAAUCCGUUCAUUAUGUAAUCUUUAGCAGUUAUUGUUAUCUGAUUUUUGCUCUUGGUUAAACUAAAUAUACAAAGCUACCAUAAAUUAUUGCUAUAAACCGUCUACCUAAGCACAAUUUUCUAACCGCUUGCACGAUUAAUUAGACGUGAUAGUCGUAACCAAUUAGUGGAUGUAAAAACUCGAUCUGGAAUCCCUUUGCAAUAUCAUUUCGAUUGUGUAUGUGCCAUACAUGAUCCAUUCGGGAAUUGAUAGAAAAAAAUAAUUUACGACAUUCUUGAAUAUUUGAAAUUUUUGUAAAUAGUAUUUUUUUUUACUUAUUUACAUUAAAAAAAUAAAAAGAUCAUCUGAAAAAUUAGAAAGGUCUAUUCCUAAUUGUUCCUCCUCAUUUUACAGUUUAGUUUUUCUAAAGCUACUGUUGAAUAGAAAAAACUUAAUUCUGAGAUC
This is a messenger RNA of Schistosoma margrebowiei, 1786 nucleotides long. The record is from the annotation of a GenBank genome assembly. Lineage: Eukaryota; Metazoa; Platyhelminthes; Trematoda; Strigeidida; Schistosomatidae.